Messenger RNA from Encephalitozoon romaleae SJ-2008, 384 nucleotides. Its product is annotated as dynein light chain 1. The transcript has a single exon. Gene Ontology annotation, cellular component: dynein complex. The coding region runs from base 1 to 384 and encodes 127 amino acids. NCBI's taxonomy places the organism in Eukaryota, Fungi, Microsporidia, Unikaryonidae. The record is from RefSeq and is a predicted model, not a curated record. Gene Ontology annotation, biological process: microtubule-based process.
AUGAAAAGUGAAGACACAAGUGAUAGUAGCUCCGGAGAAUCUAAAAAGUCUACUGCUCCUGGCUCACAAAGAAGUCAGGAGGCCAAGAGCAUUGUAAAUGGGCCAAAAGUAAUAGAGCCGAUCUUUGAGCAAAGAGAACCAUUAGAUGAUCAGAUAAAAAGCCAGAUAAUACUUUCCUUGGCAAUGUUCACCGACGAAACACCCCCAACCAGGAUAUGUGAAGCUUUGAAGAGCAUGCUUGAUAGUAAGUUUGGAAAGGGAUGGUGUGUGUUUGCUGGGGCACACUUCGCUGGAAGCUGCACGUUUGAAGAGAAAUACUUUGCACAGAUAUCAUUUGGUACAUACUCAAUAACUGUAUUUAGGAUAUUCAUUCCGGGAAGCUAG